AUGGGCGCCAUCUUAAGUCAACGAGGAGAGGAUAACCGCCUUCACCCAGUUGCAUAUAUGUCCAAGUCCUUUUCCGGAGCAGAAGCCAACUAUGACACCCAUGAUAAGGAGCUUCUAGCAAUUAUUAAAGCCCUGGAAGAAUGGCAAUACUGGAUGCAGGCUAGAACCUUCAAUCAAAGACACGCUAGAUGGCGCGGAAACCCUAUCAUCCAGUUCUUAACAGAGGACGCUGAUAAUGCACCACCUUCCAUCAGAAAAGCCUAUCGAGACUAUGACUGGGAAGAGGACCUCCUUUGGUACCGCGGAAAACUAGUUGUCCCAGAUUCGGAACCCCUCAAGGAGCGACUACUAAGGGAAUCCACGACUCCCCUUUGGCAGGACACCCCGGGCAACAACGGACCCUUGAACUACUGA
Rhizoctonia solani is the source of this 414-nucleotide messenger RNA. Its product is annotated as Retrotransposable element Tf2 protein. The record is from RefSeq and is a predicted model, not a curated record. The coding region runs from base 1 to 414 and encodes 137 amino acids. Lineage: Eukaryota; Fungi; Basidiomycota; Agaricomycetes; Cantharellales; Ceratobasidiaceae. The transcript is spliced from 3 exons.